Diaporthe amygdali is the source of this 1806-nucleotide messenger RNA. RefSeq lists its product as uncharacterized. Lineage: Eukaryota; Fungi; Ascomycota; Sordariomycetes; Diaporthales; Diaporthaceae. The coding region runs from base 1 to 1806 and encodes 601 amino acids. The record is from RefSeq and is a predicted model, not a curated record. The transcript has 2 exons.
AUGAUCGGUUCCCGGGCCUGCUUGGCCUUCACGCUCCUUUGCCUAGUUUACUUUGUGGCGCACUUUGAGAAAUAUUCACUUCUUCCCUCAGUAAAGGUGAAUUGGGCCGAAGGCACGCGAUUGCCUGCGAUUACCUGGGGUGAUGAAUCGAGAGCGAAUGAUUUCCCCAAUGAUAAACCCCCAGGCUCCUUCAACAAGCAGCCAUUCCAUUCGGAUUCCGCUAUAGGACCUGACACCGAUGGAAGUCAUCUGGAUUUGUCUGAAUUGGAAGGCAAUGACAGUGACCAGAAUUGGGAUGGCAAGGAGGAUGCCGAUGAUGCCGACGAUGCCGACGAUGAAAUGUAUACCAGCGUUUCAUUAUCCUUGCACGGGUGGCUGAUGAAGAGGGGUUUGAUGCCAGGCAAAUCGAUACCAAUUGUGACGAUUGCAGACUCAUCAUAUCUUCACGUCUUACAUGCGAUGCAGCAGCGCCUCGGAAAAUGGGGUUAUGAUCGCGACCUCGUUGUGUUGUGCUUGGACCAAGCCUGCGCCGAGGAUACUGAACUCUUGAACCCCUACCCUGGAUAUUUGCUGGAAAAUGACGCUGCAAUGCAUGCCGUGGCGUUUUUCAAGUUCAUGACCAACCUCAAUCUCUCUGAGAACGGAUACGACUUUGUUUUCCUUGAUGCCGACGUCUUCUUUACUGGCUCACGCGAUCCAUUCAGUGCCAUGCUUCCUCUAUCAGAUACGUCAUGGGAUCUCCAAUUCCAACCCGACAACGCCCCAGACGAGCUCAACAUUGGCUGGUAUUUCGCACGAUCAUCACCUGCCACGCAGAUGUUUUUCCGGCAAAGCUUUGCGCAUUGGAUACAAACUAGGACGGAGAAGUGGGAUCAACUCGUCAUGAACAACGUCAAAGACGAUAUCCUCCAGAAGCAAGCCGCCCAAGCCGCAGAGACAGCCGGGGGUUCGAAUCAGACUAGCAAACCAAGUACGCCACCGCUGCGUAUACACAUGCUUGAAUUGAAAUAUUUCAGGAACUUCAUGAAAGAACUGUUGUGGAGCACAGAGCUUUUCGGCAACCAGACGGCCACCGAUGACUAUAUCUCGACCGCAGCCGCGAUCCACUAUACAUGCGUGCAACACGACCUCAAGGAAUACUUUGGGCUGUACUACAAUGGUUUUGGCGAUCUCCAUGGGUACUACAGUGACCCGCCGCCACUAUUGCGACUCGUCGGAAUCAGCGGCACUUCGGAUAUCGUGUAUAAGCAGGUGGCGUUUGCCCUGGCUUUGGGCAAGGCAACUAAUCGCACCGUCGUCUGGCCGGACUCAGUCGCUGUAUUCCAGCGAUGGCCCGAUGGGACUCAUCAUUUGCUGGCGCGCAUGCCAAGCGUCAAGGCUGUCAGCUUUCCAUCGGCCAAGAGCGCUGGAUACGCUGUCGUGGAGGGACAGUACCUGCAUAAUCGUGUACGCAACGGAUUGGAUUCACUGACAGAAGUCCACUGGAGUCUGAGGCAAUAUGUCGAAGAGGCGACUAUUGAGACUCAAAGUGGCUGGUUAGAUUCUUUGGUAGGGAGCUUGAGCACUGAUGACGGUUUCCCCGUGGUCACCUUGGAUUUCAACGAUGUUGGCGUAGAAUGGAGCCGUUUGAUGGAUCUCAGCGUGGCCAGCAGCCCAGAAUUUGAUGUCUUGGUACGUGAGGCCGAGGCAAAGUUCUACGCAGCAUUCAAAGAGUCGGGCAUGGAAGCAUUUUCGAUUUCGCCAUUGGCAGAGCUGGGUCGGUGCCGCUGGGUUGAUGGCGGUGAUGGAUGCUUGCUCAACUGUUGA